UCAAUUUCUUCUCCCCUGCUACUGAGCCAACCACUUCGCUCUGUUGAAUCGCAACAAUGGAUUCCGCCAUAGCGCAAAAGACAUGGGAAUUGGAGAACAAUAUUCUAACAGUAGAGAACCAAGACCCAUCAUCUGACUCCAUAUUCUACUACGACGACGUGGCGCAGGCCAAGUUCCAGCAUGAGAGGCCCUGGGCCAAUGACCCUAAUUACUUCAAGCGUGUCAAGAUAUCGGCGCUCGCACUGUUGAAGAUGGUAGUUCACGCCCGAUCCGGCGGUACCAUCGAGGUCAUGGGACUGAUGCAGGGCAAGACGGACGGCGAUGCCAUCAUCGUCAUGGACGCCUUUGCCUUGCCUGUUGAAGGGACUGAAACUAGGGUUAAUGCACAGGCUGAUGCGUACGAGUAUAUGGUGGAUUAUUCGCAGACCAACAAGCAGGCUGGACGUUUGGAGAAUGUUGUUGGGUGGUACCACUCUCAUCCUGGCUAUGGGUGCUGGCUUUCUGGUAUUGAUGUUUCAACCCAAAUGCUUAACCAACAGUUUCAGGAGCCCUUCCUAGCGGUUGUUAUUGAUCCGACUAGGACUGUUUCUGCUGGGAAAGUAGAGAUUGGAGCUUUUAGGACAUACCCAGAUGGGUAUAAGCCUCCAGAUGAUCCUAUCUCUGAGUAUCAGACCAUUCCUCUCAACAAGAUUGAAGACUUUGGUGUGCACUGUAAACAGUAUUAUGCAUUGGAUAUCACUUAUUUUAAGUCCUCUCUUGAUAGCCACCUUUUGGAUCUGUUGUGGAACAAGUAUUGGGUGAAUACCCUUUCAUCUUCACCUCUCUUGGGCAACGGAGAUUAUGUUGCAGGACAAAUAUCAGAUUUAGCUGAAAAAUUGGAGCAAGCAGAGAAUCAGUUUGCUCACUCUCGCAUUGGCCCAUUGGUUGGACCUUCUCGGAAGAAGGAGGAAGAAUCACAACUUGCCAAGAUUACUCGGGAUAGUGCAAAAAUAACCGUUGAGCAGGUCCAUGGUUUAAUGUCACAGGUUAUCAAGGACACCCUUUUCAACUCCGUACGUCAGUCAAACAGGUCUCGCACCGAGCAAUCUGACCCUGAGCCCAUGGUUGAAGCCUGAUCUAGUGUCCUAGCAAUGCAGCAAGCCAGCAACCUGCGAAAGCAUUACCUUUUUUAUGUUCCCUUUUCAUGCAGAGACUGGCAUUUUAUCAGAUAACAUGAUCAGAAGUUUGCUCAUUAACACCGAUGUGAAUCCUCUGGGCAAUCUUGUCAAUAUUUUUGGAACCUCAUGUUCAGGUUUUGCUUACCAUAUCGGUGCUUUCGCAUGCUGAAACUUCAACCCCAUUUUAGGAGGGAAUCAAAUUCUUUGUUCAAAAUUGUCAAUUAUUCCCUGUUUCUGAAAUGAGUUGACAACAAGUGAAAAUGAAUCAGAGCAGCAUGAGAUUGUAAGAUAAAAAAUAGGGUUUAGCGGGGUCCUCUUAUGACCACACAAAAUAUUGAAAAUAUGUUUAGUUUAUCUAAUUUUAUUAGUUUGUACUCUAUAACUGUUAAAGUAUUUAAAAAUAUAAAUUUAUUAGUUAA
This is a messenger RNA of Rubroshorea leprosula, 1576 nucleotides long. NCBI's taxonomy places the organism in Eukaryota, Viridiplantae, Streptophyta, Magnoliopsida, Malvales, Dipterocarpaceae. The record is from the annotation of a GenBank genome assembly.